Molecule: messenger RNA, 1748 nt
Organism: Dermacentor andersoni
Lineage: Eukaryota; Metazoa; Arthropoda; Arachnida; Ixodida; Ixodidae
Product: arginine kinase-like
Biological process (GO): phosphocreatine biosynthetic process
Molecular function (GO): creatine kinase activity
Source: RefSeq, a predicted model, not a curated record
CCGCGGUGUGGCGGCGGCGGCAGUGGGCAUCAACGGCGGCGGGGGCCCGAUCUCGUCCGAAGACCCGACGAGGACAGCUCGCUAGUCGGCGCCUGGCGAGACCAGGCUUGAGCGACCAGCGACACCUCGACAAGAACACUCUGCGGCAUCAAUCAUGAGUAAAUCGCGGAUCCACGUCGACAUCAGCUCGCAGACGCGAGUGAAUGUCACCAAAAGCAGUGGAAGCCAGCACACUCCAUCACCGCCACCGAUGAUGGUGCCCAUGAUGCCGCAGCAAUUCAUGCAGCAGCCACCACCCAUGAUGUACGGGCCAGCCGGGCCGAUGUACGCCAGUACAAGCCAAACGACGAUGCCCGGGGAUAGCGGCAGGCGCUACAUUACCCUUAUUCAAAAAGUGGUGUCUUCGGAAAAUGCCAGAGGACGUGGAGGCGUAGACAAGGCUACGCUGUCCAAGCUGGAGGCAGGCUUCAAGAAGCUCCAAAAUGCCAAGGACUGCAAGUCGCUUCUCAAGAAAUACCUCACCAAGGAGGUCUUCGACAAGCUCAAGCACCGUAAAACGGCCAUGGGCGCGACACUACUUGACGUAAUACAGUCCGGUGUGGAGAACCUCGACAGCGGCGUGGGCGUGUACGCACCAGACGCCGAGUCCUACCGCGUGUUCGCCGACCUGUUCGAUCCGGUCAUUGAGGACUACCACAAGUUCAGGCCCACCGACCGGCAUCCGCCCACAAAUUUCGGCGACCUGAGCACGCUCAGGAACGUCGACCCGACCAAUGACUUCGUGGUGUCCACUCGCAUUCGAUGCGCCCGUUCUCUCGAAGGCUAUCCGUUCAACCCUUGUCUGACCGAGUCUCAGUACAGGGAAAUGGAGAAGAGGGUAGUGUCGACACUCAGGUCCCUGGAGGGCGAGCUGAGCGGCACCUACUACCCUCUCACAGGCAUGGACAAGAAGGUUCAGCAGCAGCUCAUCGACGACCACUUUCUCUUCAAGGAGGGCGACCGCUUCCUGCAGGCGGCCAACUCGUGCCGCUUCUGGCCCACCGGUCGAGGCAUCUUCCACAACGACGCCAAGACCUUCCUGGUGUGGUGCAACGAGGAGGACCACCUGCGCAUCAUCUCCAUGCAGAAGGGCGGCAACAUCAGGGAUGUAUUCACUCGGCUUGUGAAGGCCGUCAGGGCCAUUGAGAAGAAGCUGCCCUUCUCUCGAGAUGACCGCUUCGGGUACUUGACCUUCUGCCCGACCAACCUGGGCACCACUAUUCGGGCCAGCGUGCACAUCAAGAUACCCAAGCUGUCGUCCAACAUGUCCAAGCUCGAAGAGAUCGCGUCCAAAUACGAACUGCAAAUUCGAGGCACCCGCGGAGAGCACACGGCGAGCGAAGGCGGCGUCUACGACGUCUCCAACAAGCGCCGGCUGGGCCUCACCGAGUACGAAGCCGUCAGGACCAUGCAGGAAGGAAUCCUCGAGCUCAUCAAGCUCGAGAAGGAUGCCUAGACGCCGACAUCAGUGCUGCGCUAAAUUUCGGGCGACGAAUGUGCGUGGAGCGCAUCAGGCUGAAAUUCCCCACUUCCUAAAGCGAGCCAUCCGAGAAAAAAAAUGAGUUCACUGGACACUGCCGAAGCCUGCCCUUGAGUCAGUAAUGACAAAGGCAAAAAUUAAAUCUUCAUUCGAAGUUUAUCAACUGUCUUGCGUUGACUGGCGAGUUAAUGCAUUAUCUCUCCCUCCCCGCACCUGUUGGCGCUGUGAG